GGGAGCGGCAGUCACUCCAGAUAUGUUUGUACAAGGUAGCGUUUCCUACCGCGAGGCAUUAUAGGGGUUCUACCACGAGAAUGACAAGGACAAGUUUAUGCCACGGAACACCAUGGCAAAAACCCCCGCUGAAAAAGAACCCCUAUAACAUGACCCUGGAAAGCCGCAAUUACACGGUAAUGCUACUUCCUCGUCCUGAACUUUUAUACUCUCGACAGGUUAUUGCUGUGAUUCAGUCAUAGACUGAGGAUUGUACUUUCGCAAAACGUUUUGAAAAAAGGAAAAGUUCUAGUUGUGUAGGCACCAAUGCAGAGCAUCUCGAACUACUCCCCACGUCCGCGCAGCCCCCAGUAGCUAUGAGUUGCCGCUUUCGAUAAUCGGCAUUAGGAGCAUCGACAACAAGCGUAAGAUGCUGUAUGACUUGCCGCUCCGUUAAGUCUUGAUCCAUUAUCCACUGAUCGAUCCUCCUGUGGAUCGCCACUCUUCUCCACCUCUGGGGGAUUUCUGGUGAUGAUCAGCAUCCGGCUUGCCACGAACCCCUCUUUUACCCAUACCGUAGUUGUAAUCACCAGAAAUCACUCGUUUUGCGAAAAAAGGGCUCAAAAUCGGGGUGGAAGUGGAAGAUUUGGGGGAGAUGAGUAUGGUAUCGUAGAAUCACAGAAUGCGCAAUAGACCUGGAUUUCCGGAUGAAAGGUCCCCCCAUCUCAUGAGUGCUGUGAGUUGCGUGCGGUGGUAGGGUAUUUAUGUCAUCUCACGAAUACCACCAUCGAAGCAAUCCAACCCACCAGUCUCCGCACCUGACCUGGUUUUAGUCCUGGAAAUGGGUGAAUGCCCCACUAGCUUCAAGAAGCAACGUUGGUCCUCUAGGGGUAUCCGAAAAUUCCAAACCUGAAUGGUUGUCACGGCUUUUCUUCUUCCACGAUAGAAAAAAAAAGAAAUUGAAUCAUAUCCAAAAGGUGGAAACGUAUCCCACCCAUGUACCAUCGGUUGGGGGGGGGGGCUUGGGUUAAAGGGGCUGAUAAUCGGCGAGGUGUCGGCGAAGCCUGAUUGAUGGUUUCAGCUAGUGGCGGCCAUAUCGCAACUUAAUAGCACCUGUUUGCUGUUGGUGUCAUGGGCGGGAAUGGAGGGCUGGAGGACGUAUGGUGAAUUGGGUAAUGCUUAAGGUGUUUUGUUUUGACUUGUGAUAUCUCCAAUCUGCGAUGGAGACCAAAAAAUGUAGGGACCAGAGUGGACAAGAGAGUGAGGAUCCUACAUUCCAGGGCGGACAAAAUUUCAGAGUUCAGCUCUUCAAAAAGCCAUGGGAUUGCACUUGAGUAAUUAUGAAGACUGGUAUGCAGAAGGGGGCGAAGCAGUUUGCAGAGGUAUUUGAAGAGCUAAUCUAAUGUGAAGAGUUCCGAGUAUGAUACCUCGAACGGCAAUUCAAACCCACGCUCGGGGGACAACCUGAACCUCGGAAAUCCCACACGUGGCCCCUACAGUUCCUCACACGUAUACAGAGACCGCAUAAUAAGUUGCAAGCUCAGGAGCCAUUCCCCAGUGGCUGUCGCUGGCUGAAAGUCGAUCCCUAAGAAGGAGGUAAAGCAGGGUUGAUUUUGGGGUAGGCCGUGGUAUCGGAACAAGCGGUAGAAGGGGUGAAAGGAAAAAUGAGCGAGCAGGGGGGGUAUCGGUGGUUCUUGCACAAUAUUGGUGCUCUUUUGGGGGCGUUCUCCUUCGUAAAGACAGCUCUAAAACACACCAUAGCUACUAUUGCAAGUCGGAUAACACGACACAGGUACGUAUCCCGCAGACAGGUACGUAAGGCUAAGUGGCCGCAAAAGUGGCCCACCCACGCAAAGAGCAGACAGAGUAAGGAAGCAGCUUUCCUGGAGGGAUAUUUACCUUGCGAGUGAUGGAACAAGGCGGGCGAACACGCCUGCCAUUGCAUAUCGCUGAAAUCCAGUCCCUCUGCUUCGAUCCUAAAGUCGUGUAAUACAGGUAGUGAUCAACACCGUUCAAUGACGAGAAUGGAACUUAUUUUCAUGGUCUAACGCUUUAUCACCUCCGCCCCCCGGCACGCCAAAAAUGGGCCACUUUCCGACGCCGUGAUGCAGCCGGUAAUCUGGUCACCGCCAAAUAAAAUUCUUCCCAGCAACCACAUUCAGGCCUGUCAUACCCCGGGCCAUAUAUACCACCAUCCUGCCGUACAUAAUGCACAGCCUCCCCACUGCACGAUCCCUCUUCGAGAUGGCACGCGCAGCCGUUAGAGUCUACCAGGACGAGAGGAGUGGUGGGAGAGGGAAAUUUGAUACGAUUUGACGGAUGACUUGCCGGAUCACGGGCGUAAAUUUCUAAAUUUCCGAAUCUCUGACCCCAUUAGCAUGGUGUGUGCGUUUUUUUCCUCAGGGGUAUGAAUUCGGCCGAUGGUUACUCGACCCCAGGAGGCGGUGUUGGCUCGGGCAGUUUUUCAAGAGGAGCGGUCUCUCAAUGAAGAGAUGGACUGGAGAAAUUUAGAAGAUUCGUUCUCCAGGAAAGCUUUUGCGGGAGGUCAUCCAAUCCAUCCCCACCCCAGCGGCGGGUGUACCCGGCGGGUGUACCAGUCCCCAGACCCCGCAAAAAUAUGGCCAUCAAACCUUGGCGUACCGGUACUAUACUGGCGCUGCACAACAUCAUACAGUCAGCUGUGCAAUGUGCAGGCAUGGGGCCCGGGGUAAGCCUUUUGUACCGGCGGGACGCGCUGUCAUCCGGGUCAAGAAUAACGCCGGUAUAUAGAGUAUGAUAUAAUGAUCAAGAGCCCAGUAGAAUGCGAGAAACUCGGGUUUUCCUCAAAACGCUCUCUCGGUUCGCGAGGGGUGCUUGUGGUGAGAAAGCCCAACAGUUUUAGCCCACCGCUAGCACACGGUGCCCCACGUGAUAUGCGAAUGCACAGUUCGAUACUCGAGUACUGUGCUCCCUCACCCAAGGCACAGCCACGCAUAGCAACCCCGUACCGCACGGCAUUCCCUACAAUAGCGGUA
Molecule: messenger RNA, 2993 nt
Organism: Tuber aestivum (summer truffle)
Lineage: Eukaryota; Fungi; Ascomycota; Pezizomycetes; Pezizales; Tuberaceae
Source: the annotation of a GenBank genome assembly